Molecule: messenger RNA, 771 nt
Organism: Penaeus monodon (black tiger shrimp)
Lineage: Eukaryota; Metazoa; Arthropoda; Malacostraca; Decapoda; Penaeidae
Exons: 2
Coding region: 1-771 (256 amino acids)
Molecular function (GO): nucleic acid binding
Source: RefSeq, a predicted model, not a curated record
AUGGUCCCUCUGCCAGUGCCAUCAUCUCACUGCCAUCGCCGUGUUCAACUGCUCCAUUCAACACCUGCCGUGCAGGAAGAAUCCUGUACCGUCGCCCUCUCCAGAGUUUCCAUUGAUGCAGUUCAUUUAGGGCUCAACUGCAACCAACUCGCUAAAGGGCAGCAACAGGACCCCAAGAUAUCAGCUUGCCGUACAUUCAUUACUUCCCUCAAAUGGAAGGACGUCUCUGUGGAUGAAGCAGGUACCACUUGUGGAUUCCAGCCUCCCUCCGUCGUCACAUUUCAGCCUCAUCCACAGCUUGUUCCAUCCCUCUUGAUAAGCGACAGCACGCCUUCUGAAGCAGAAAUUUGUUUGGCAAAGGACUGGGUUCGAUACUGCACCGCCUGUCAAACCUCCAAAAUUCAGCUACACACCGAAAUGGGCCCCAGAUCCUUCCACCAGCCGAAGAGGCGCUUCACACACAUCCAUGUUGAUAUAAUGGGUCCCCUACCACUAUCAGAAGGACAUCGCUACCUCUUCACCAUAGUGGGCCGUCCAACUAGAUGUUCCACCUGCGCCACCGCUCUGCUCUCUGGGUGGAUUUUGAGAUUCAGCAUCCCUACCCACAUCACGUCCGACCAGGGCACGCUUUUCACUUCACAGCUCUGGAUGUCCCUGGGGCAGCUAUUGGGCACCUCCAUCCAUCACACAACGGCCUACAACCCGGAAGCUAACAGCAUGGUGGAGAGUUUCUACAGAAACCCUGAAAGCUGCCCUGAUGUCUCGAUGUAG